UCACAACCAAAAAUCAAAAAUCAAAACCACACCUCUCUACUACCUUUCUUCACCAUUUACCAAUCAUGAAAUCUGCAGAUGGCUGCCUCCCCCACACUCUUUCUCUCCCGUUGCUUCUCAUUUUUGCUCUUCUUCUUCUCAACUCCUCUGGAACCUCCGUUCUACAACCUCAAGCAAUCGGCUCUGUUCCAGAUGCGGCGACGACGACGACGACAAGCGAAACCCAACCAAUGAUGGUGCCAUUGAUGGAGGAGAGAUUGGUGAUGGUGAACGAGAGCAGAAGGAAGCUAGGGAGUUUUCAGAUAUGCGCACUAUGCACUUGCUGCGGUGGAGCGAAAGGGCUUUGUUUAGCAUCUCCCUGUUGCUACGCCAUCAACUGCAACAUUCCAAACAGACCUUUUGGCUUCUGUUCCUUCACGCCCAAGACAUGUAAUUGCUUCGGAUGCCAUAUCUGAUCCCUAAUCUCUCUCUCUCUCUCUCUCUCUCUCUCUCUCUCCAUUGAUUAUAGAUUUCGCUUGUUUAAUUUUGGGGAAAUCUUGAUUCUGUUGGGAAGAAAGAAUAUUUGUUCUUCAAAUUAUUUUUUGUUUAUAGUUUAUUAUUACUAUUAUUAUUAUUAUUAUUAUAAUAUCAAAGGUUGGAAUUUCCAGGUAA
Messenger RNA from Carica papaya (papaya), 651 nucleotides. RefSeq names its product ubiquitin carboxyl-terminal hydrolase. The record is from RefSeq and is a predicted model, not a curated record. Lineage: Eukaryota; Viridiplantae; Streptophyta; Magnoliopsida; Brassicales; Caricaceae.